AUGUACUUGUCAAUCCUCACUCUGUCCGCCACUUUGGCCCUCCCCCUGGUCAGCGCCUACCCCGUCAAAACCGACGGUCUUCACUGCCGUUCCGGCCCCGGCACCAGCUACAGCAUCAUCAGGAGCUACAACACAGGCACCGACCUCACCAUCACCUGCCAAACCCCCGGAACAGUCAUCAACGGCGACGAGCUCUGGGACAAGACCUCGGACGGCUGCUACGUGAGCGACUACUACGUCAAGACCGGCACCAGCGGCUAUGUGACGGCGCAUUGCGGUAGCGGGAGCAGUGGUAACCUGCCCGGUCUCAGCGCGACGCAGUCCAAGCAUGCGCGCGAUAUCAUCGCCGAGGCGAAAAGCGAGGGACUCGGGUUGCAGGGUUGUUCAGCGGGUAUCGCGACUGCGCUUGUCGAGUCGAGCAUCCUCAUCUACGCCAACAAUGCGGUCCCCGCAUCUCUGAACUACCCCCACGACGCGGUGGGCUCGGACAGUGACAGCGUCGGCAUCUUCCAGCAGCGCGCCAGGUACUAUCCUAAUAUUGCGGCUGAUAUGGACGCGGCCCGGUCUGCGGCCCAGUUCUUCGCGAAGAUGAAGAGUAUCAGCGGGUGGCAGACGAUGGCGGUGGGCACGCUCUGCCAGAAGGUGCAGGUUUCGGCGUAUCCGGAUCGCUAUGCUGCGCGUGUGACUGAGGCGCAGAAUAUUUGCAAGGCUGGUGGGAUUUGA
Penicillium diatomitis is the source of this 723-nucleotide messenger RNA. RefSeq lists its product as uncharacterized. The coding region runs from base 1 to 723 and encodes 240 amino acids. Lineage: Eukaryota; Fungi; Ascomycota; Eurotiomycetes; Eurotiales; Aspergillaceae. The transcript is spliced from 2 exons. The record is from RefSeq and is a predicted model, not a curated record.